Messenger RNA from Perkinsus marinus ATCC 50983, 347 nucleotides. RefSeq lists its product as hypothetical. Gene Ontology annotation, molecular function: tubulin binding. The transcript has 5 exons. Gene Ontology annotation, biological process: microtubule polymerization. The record is from RefSeq and is a predicted model, not a curated record. NCBI's taxonomy places the organism in Eukaryota, Perkinsozoa, Perkinsida, Perkinsidae. The annotation marks the transcript as partial.
GGACUAGUGUCGGGCCCUCGACCGCCCUGCCUCCCGCUAGGCCAAGCAUUGAUGCUGGUUCAGAUAGGAAAGUGUGGCGUAAUGGUGGGCCGCAAACUGUCGAUACUGGCGCUUCGAGCCAGAAGGCUGCACAGAAGGCUCCGGCAACUGAAGUGACCAAGAGGGCUAGUGGAAGCACCUCGACGCCCGCUGGCAAAGGUCGAGGACCGGAAAGAUUCUUCUAUGAUACGUCAACUUACACUGGGGUCCAUAAGGCUGGUGGCCCUGAGACUGUAGACCGUAACAAUAAGGACUUGAAGAGCCUCGUUGAUGUGAGAACAUCGGCAACUCUUCAAUGCCAGUUUUGA